Messenger RNA from Hypoxylon trugodes, 1421 nucleotides. Its product is annotated as S-adenosyl-L-methionine-dependent methyltransferase. The transcript has 2 exons. Gene Ontology annotation, molecular function: O-methyltransferase activity. The record is from RefSeq and is a predicted model, not a curated record. The coding region runs from base 157 to 1350 and encodes 397 amino acids. NCBI's taxonomy places the organism in Eukaryota, Fungi, Ascomycota, Sordariomycetes, Xylariales, Hypoxylaceae.
GUCUAGACUGUACGUACUUUUGUACAUGUAUGUGAGGGCACCCUGCAUUUCUAUCACCUUCGCCAGACUUCGGAGCCGUGUUUCUAAAACUUGACGACUAUAAGGCAGAUAAAUAUCGAGAGGUUGGAAGCUGUGCCUUACUGAAUUUCAGUCCCGAUGGGUGAUCAAAUGACAGUUACUGCGCUUGCAGAUAUUAUCAGACAACAAGCAGAGAUACUUGAGACGAGCCUACCGCGGCAUGCUUACACGGAUUAUCAUGGCGAUAAAAGCCUCAGCAUUGCGAGAUCAAAACUCCUCGAAGCCUGCGAUAAGUUAAACCACUUGGUAACUGGUCCUAUAGAAUAUGUAAUGGGCAUCGCGCAAGGCCAUCGUGUACAUGCAGCUUUGCAGUAUGUAUGUCAUUUUCGGCUGGCCUCUUUCGUACCCGCAGACGGUACACCGAUCACGUACGAGGAUUUAGCGCAUGCCGCCGGAGUUGACACUUCGCAAUGCACCCGUGUGCUGCAGCUACUCAUGACGUACCACAUCUUCCGGGAGCCCGGCACCCGUAUCGUCGCGCAUAACCGUAAUUCCCGCGUUCUACUUGACGAGGACACAGGCGCCGCCGUCGAGUGGCUAACUCAGGAGUCGUUGCGAUCUAGUGCAUUCUUCACAGAGGCGCGCGCCAUGAGACGUAGAUGGUCUACUGGCGGAAGCGGCGCCAGGACCACAAUUGCCAGUGGUAGCAGUGGCGUAACUGGGAGCAUCGCUGGAAACAGCGCACUGCAAGCAGUGAGGAGCGGGAAGGGGAAAGCAGCAACUGAUCUAGCAGUUAACGGCUUGGAUCAACCCGCCUUUGGAUUCAUUACACAGCAGCGACAGACAACCGAAGAAUCGAUGAAAGCAGAUCGGUAUGCUCGCGCGAUGGCCGGCAUGGCGAAAAGACGACAGCUGAGCGUAGAGCAUCUGGUAGCUGGAUUCGACUGGGUUUCAUUGCCGUCCGGUACGAUCGUGAUUGACGUAGGUGGAGGCAACGGGCAUUGCUCGAAAGCCAUUGCGUCUUGCAAUCCUAGGCUGAAAUUCAUCGUACAAGAUGCAAAUACGGCGCUUGCUGAAGAUGUGGAUAUCGAAAAGCAAGGCGACCAUUUUCAGUUUAUGACGUAUGACUUCUUUGCACCGCAGACUGUCGAGGGAGAUGUCUAUUUGCUUCGGCGCAUAUUACACCACCACUCAGACAAGGACGCCGUACGUAUUCUGCAGGCGCAAUUGUGCGCUGUGAGAAAGAAACCAAGGGCGAGGAUCGUGGUCAUGGAUAACCUUGCGAUCCACAGCGGUACAUUGAGCACGCUAGAGGAACGCAAGACCAGGUGAUAUCCCUCGCUCCAUUUUCUCUAUACGCUAAGCUGACUGUAUCUUCGUAGAACGUUGGAUAUCGCAAUGAU